Vespa velutina is the source of this 2658-nucleotide messenger RNA. RefSeq names its product HMG box-containing protein 4. NCBI's taxonomy places the organism in Eukaryota, Metazoa, Arthropoda, Insecta, Hymenoptera, Vespidae. The transcript is spliced from 5 exons. The record is from RefSeq and is a predicted model, not a curated record. Bases 470 to 1789 code for a protein of 439 amino acids.
AUUUUAGAAAACAUCAAGUAGAUUGAAUGCUUGUUUGCUGAUAUUGCUUGCAGUAUUUUGCACGAUAUGCGUGCAUGAAGCAUAAAUUUAUUGAUUCUUUAGCAAUAUUUACUAAGAGUCGUAUUUUGGUUAGUAGCGCUUCUGUAUGCAGCGGAAUGUAAACAAACUAAAGCGGUGUAUGGUCAUUUCGUGGUUAAAUUUUUUUAUAUUUACAAAAUAUAAAUAAUAUAAUGUUAGCAUAGCAGAAAAUGCAUUUAAGAAAAAAAAAAUAAUAAAAUUAAUAUUAUAGUAUAUAUAACUUUUUGUAGCAUAGCUUUAACAUCCAUUACAAAUAUCUUCUUGAUAGCUCAUAAAUAGAUUAUUGCAUUUGGCGUUAUUUACAUGUACAUUUAUAUUAUAGUUUUAUUAAUUUUUUUAUAUUAACUCUCGUUACACACACACAUACAUACAUAUAUAUAUAUAUGUAUGUAUGUAUAGAUAUGAAAAGCAAAUAAUAUAUAUCGCAACGAAGUACCUUCACACCCUUAGUAUUUCGUAUUUUUAUCAUUUGCAAAGCUGUAGUACUUUUUUAAUUGUAGAUCUAGAGGUCACAGGGAUUUCCCGAAGUGGCCGCGUAAGAAAGAAAUCUUCUAAGCUUGUUGAUUUUGAAUCGCCUGAUGACUUCUCGGAAAAUAAAUACAAGCGACAAAAAACGCAGUUACAAGCAUCACAAUUGUUGGAACAAUAUGAAGCACAGCAUCAUAUGUCUCCUAGUCAAAUUCAACAGACUCAUGCUGGACGACAGAGAAAAAAUUCAGGGUCACAUUCUGGACAGCAAAGAGUUAAAGCAGAACCAAUAUCUGAUAAUGAAGGCCAGUCAUCAGCAUCGGAUUCAGAUGAUCCCAUCGGGUUGAACGAAGAUGAACGAUAUAGCAUGGAUUCUGGAAGUGAUGAUGAAAUAGAUCCUCUCAUGAUCGAUGACAGAGAAACUGGAUUUAGAAAAUUAGAACCACCAGGUCAGGAAACACCUUCUCAAGCAAAUAGUUUAUAUAUGCUUGAAAAAUGUAAAAAAAAAUUAAUUAUUAAGGAUGGCAAAAUAAUAGGCAGAAUGAAGGCACAACGUAAGGAUAAAGGGAAAACAAGAUUUACUGCCUAUAUGUUAUGGGCUAAAGAAAUAAGGCAAGAACUACUGGAACAAUGUCCUUAUAUGGAUUUUGCUGCAAUUUCUAAACGAUUAGGUGAACUUUGGGCCACAGUGCCAAACCUGGAGAAAUAUAACUGGCGUAGACGCGCGAAGCGUUUAGCAGCAAAACCUCAUUCUAUGCCUACCAAUAAAGAUGAGUCUGUUUGGAAAAUGCCACCACCUGCUUCUCGAAAAAAGUUCAUAAAUAAAAUUGGUAAUGGAAAAGAAACUAAACCAAUCUCUUCGAAAAAAACUCUUCAGUUAGGCGUACCUUCUGUUAUAGGAAAUGUACCUGUGUCACCUCCAACAAAUAAAGGUGGGAAAGAUUUGGUUAAUGAACCUAUAAUAGGUACAGGAAUGUACAAAGUAAUUGGAACACAACCCAUUGAUGUUGCGGCACAUCUCAAAUUACUUGGUGAAAGUUUAACCAUUAUUGGUGAACGUUUAAAAGAACAUGACGGUCAAAUAGCAGUUUCGGGUAGUUUGUCGGUAUUAUUGGACUCGUUGCUCUGUGCAUUAGGUCCUUUAAUAUGUCUUACACAACAGGUACCAGAAAUUAAUGGAGCCCAACACGAAACAUUAUCACAAAUGCUUGACAAUAUCGCAUAUCUUAUGCCUGGUUUGUAAUAUAGAUAUUAUAUGGAAACGCGUGUAAAUAUAGAAAAUAGCUAAAUAUAAAUAAAUCAGUAAUACGUUUCUUUGCUUUUUAAUAAAAAUAUAAUUAAUAAUAUCUAUAGAUAAGUAAAUAUUAGAAAAUGUACAAAUUGAAGAUGAAGACAUGUCAUAUAUGAAGACAUUUUUUAUCAUGUACAAUGAAAACAAUACAAAAUGCGGCCGUAAUUAUAGAUCUAUAAUAUAAUUUGUUAUACAUGUAAAUAAUUCAUUACAUUUACAUCUUCAGAAAUAUAUAAUUUUAUUUCAAUUAUCAGUUUUAAGAGUUAUUGGGCUCUUAGCGAAAUAUGUGUAUGUGUGUGUGUAUGUGUAUAUAUAUAUAUAUUAUAUAUACAUACAUAUAUACAUACAUACAUAUACACAUAUAUACAAAUGAUACUAUAUGUGUACAAAAAUAUAAAUAAAUACUUAUACAUAACUGUACAAAAAAAAAUAUUUAAAGUCUAAUUAAUAUGAUGUAACAGGUGGACAGAUGCAAAACAAAUUUUUGUCUCCGUAUGUAUCAUCUAUUCGACCCACACUAGGCCAAAUUUUAUUGCUUUUCUCUACAAAUGGCUAAAAUAAAAAUAUAUUAAUUGUUCAUUAGUUUGAGUCGUUGAUUAACGAUUUCUUAAAAUAAUAAUACUUACAGCAGGAAAAGCAGCUAUUUCUCGAGAAUAUGGCAAAACCCAAUCUUUUACAAUAACUUGUAAUUGUGUAUGCGGUGCGUUUUUUAAAGGAUUUUGAAUUAUAUCGAACUUGCCGUUUUCGAUAUUAUUAAUUUCAUUUUUUAUGGCUGUAAAAAUAUACGUAUUUAAUAUAUAAAUGUGAUAUUCUAAAUAUUA